Messenger RNA from Closterium sp. Naga37s-1, 882 nucleotides. Lineage: Eukaryota; Viridiplantae; Streptophyta; Zygnematophyceae; Desmidiales; Closteriaceae. The record is from the annotation of a GenBank genome assembly.
AUGACACGUGGCACUGGAAAGCUUCGCGACGGGUCAAACGACAGAUUGAGCGACAAAUCGAGCGACAGCCAAUCGGAAAACAGCCCCGCGUCGCCGUCGACCCCGCGGUCCAUCUUAUCUGCGCUCCUGAGUCCUCUGGCCGCGGGAAGCUCGAAGCUCCGGUCGACCUCCGCGUCCGGCGGCGACGAUGGCGGCGACGUCAGCGUCACGCCGCCCAGGCUAAACCUACCGCGCCACCAGCUGUGGCGACCGCAGCUAAACCCUUCAAACGUGGUGCGGCAGAUGCAAGAGGCGGGGCGCGCAGACGCGGCGCCGGUGGUGGUGAUGGCGCUGAUGGCGGAGCGGGAGGUUCGGCGCGCGCUGGCGGAGAGGACGGCGUGGGAUCGGCGCACCAAGCGCGCGGUCAUGCGCAUGGCGGCUGUUGCGCGCGCGUGCAAGAUUCGGUUCGAGGCUAUCGACCUCUCAGACAUCGCAGGGGAGCCGGACGGCAGCAGAAAACGGGACACUAGUCCCACCCUAUCCACGAAAUCGCCGCCCUCGGAUUCUCCGAGAAAAACCUCUGAAAAAUCACCGCCGUCGCAGGCACUCUCGUGGGAGGCGAAGCCAGAAGCGGUGAUCCGGUUUUGUCGGCAUAUCAACGCAGAGCUGCUGCUGCUCCCCUCCUCCCAUGCGUGUAAAGCGCUCAACUUCUCUGGCAAAUUUGCCUCCAACAACUUCACAAUUCACUGUGCUGGAAACGCACCCUGCCCGGUGAUUAAGCUUGGGGGUGAUCUGGGUGGUGACAGGAAGGAUGUGAGAGCACGCAGUUGUAUACGGCAUGGGUUGGUAUCGGUGAGGCAAACUCAGGUGCCUAGAAGUGCCACUCUGGGUGAUCUUGUGUGA